Suillus fuscotomentosus is the source of this 7047-nucleotide messenger RNA. Its product is annotated as Fph type histidine kinase. Gene Ontology annotation, molecular function: dolichol kinase activity; phosphorelay sensor kinase activity; protein binding. Gene Ontology annotation, cellular component: endoplasmic reticulum membrane. The transcript has 38 exons. NCBI's taxonomy places the organism in Eukaryota, Fungi, Basidiomycota, Agaricomycetes, Boletales, Suillaceae. The record is from RefSeq and is a predicted model, not a curated record. Gene Ontology annotation, biological process: dolichyl monophosphate biosynthetic process; phosphorylation; phosphorelay signal transduction system. Bases 1 to 7047 code for a protein of 2348 amino acids.
AUGACACUGAGAGGUUAUGGAAGAGAAGAAAAACGCGAGAGUCUAGUCCCGCGAGCGGAUUUCGCCAAACUGCCGCGUUCAAACUCUUCCCCUUCGCCGCCGUCUGCACGAAAUGCAUCUGGGCGUGCGGACUUGUCGAGAAGACAAUUCUUGAGUUCUAGGCCUGCAAAACGUCACUUAGGCCCGUUUGGGGCCACGGCGGCAGCUGUUCAACCAGAUCAUACUAAUGUGGAAUUGAGUUCAACCUAUCACGCAGGGUCUUCAAGUGAACAGUCAAGUAGUGAAACAACCGAGGAGGAUUCGGAUGACGAGCCUCAUGAUGUUCGAGGACGCCGUCCUUCUCAAAAGGGCUUGCAAAGGGAGGCUCGAGAUGCUAUCAGGAAAAGGCGGCAUAGGUCUGGCCCCAUCCCUCCUGAUCACUCCAACGAUGCCAAGCAAAUUGGAUCCUUGCCACGAAGAAUGUCAUUCACUCGUUCACGCUCGCCCCAUCCACGGACCUUCGACAAUGCAACUAAUGCAGCACACCUACCUUCUGGAGCUUCUUCAUUUCCUCAGCGGCACAAAUUGCUUCCGUCUCGCCAUAUAGCGUCCCCUCGUACUGAAACUCGUGAAAUUAGGCGCAGUGGCUCUCAGUUGAGCCCUGCAAUUAAACCACGCUUUAGUUUCAUUUGGAUGAGUGUCCCAAAGAAUUACAGGGAGUCUCCGAACGAUGGCGUCCUCACAGGGCUCCUACUCCCACCUAUGAUUGCGCUAGCACUAUUAUACUCAGCCUUGCGGCAGGUUCACUCCCCUUCCUCUGAUCCCAAUCUUUCUCCACCUCAUUGGUUGAUAGAAGCCCCCAGUGUACUCCAUAACCCUCGAUCACCUGAUUCCGCUAUCGAUGCCCUCGUACAAUCUCGUCGUGGCCUAGUGGACUAUUCCACAAUGUGUUCGUUCAUAUUACUGGCCCAAGUAUGUUCGUCGUGGAUCAUUGAGACACGCUAUCGCGGACGUCCUAGCGUCCCUGAGGGAGAGCGGGGCUCUGUUCCUCGUAGUGAAAUGCGUAGAACAUGGCUUUACGUGCUCUUCACUUUCGUCAUGACCAUGUUGGCCAUGACUGUUCGAUACCUUUUUGCGCUGGUGGAGAUUCCUAUAUGGCGAAAUAUUAGCUAUCUCGAUAUUGGCAUCGGCUCGUUGUUCUACCAACUUUGCUUAUAUAGUGCCCUUCGCCUAGCGCAUGGUGGGUUCACGCUGGGUGAAUUGGCUCUUGUCUGCUUUGGCGGGCUGUCCUUGGCUACGGAACUGCUGGGAUUGACUAGAGCGAGGAUAUGGCCGAAAACAGCACCAUUCAUCGAGACCUACCGCCUGCCAACACCCCUGUUGAUUUUCCAGAUUGCGCUAAUCGCAGGUUCUUUCAUUACUGGCUUCCUACUUUCUCCUCUUCUCGCCCUAUCACGGCAUAUCGCGCAACGACCGGUGAGGCGUCUUCGACUUCCACAGGAGAAGCAACAGCAUCGACGAGCUCUUGCCGCGGGUUUUUACAUUGGAACGAUAAUCAUUGUCGUUGGUCUUAUUGGUUCGUGGACGUGGUGGAACCUCGGACGUAGAAAUCCGUGGUUUUGGGCCAUCCUUUGGCUUCUUGAGGGGCGUAAGAAGUGGAGUCGGCCCAUGCUUCUUGCCUACUGGGGCCUUCUCGGAAGCAUCAGCGUUGCCGGAUGGAACCGACAGCUAUCGAGGUCAAGGCGGUACAGACAUAGAAACACGAGUGGGGGUACGCAAGAUAAUGUGAUCGUUCCAUUUGCUGUGAACUCGAAUCAGAAACCACAAACGGAGAUAUCUUCACCCACUCCCACCACUACACUUGGGAUUACAUUCCCCAACUUGGCUAAUCUCUCUAAUCUGUCCAAUGGUUCGCAAGUCGCCACAGAAUUAUUGGAUGCCGCGGAUAAGCACGUUCCUACACUUGGUAUCAACGCGAGGCGCAAGUUCUUCCACGCGUUGGCAGUUGUUAUGUUUCUACCUGGUGUGGCUGUUGACCCCGCAUUCACUCACUUGUCCUUCAGUGCAGCAUUUGCGCUCUUUAUCUUUGCAGAGUACGUUAGAUACUUCGCCAUUUAUCCUUUUGGUGCGGCUGUGCACCUGUUCAUGAACGAGUUCCUUGAGCAAAAGGACAGUGGAACUGCCAUCCUCAGUCACUUUUAUCUGCUCAUUGGUUGCGCGGGCCCAUUGUGGCUUGAAGACCCAUCGCAGUUGCUGCAAUAUACCGGUAUCCUCGCUUUGGGUAUUGGCGAUGCUCUGGCAUCUAUUAUUGGGAAACGUGUUGGUCGGCACCGUUGGUCUUCAUCGUCCUCUAAAACCCUAGAAGGUAGUGCUGCAUUUGUGAUGUCCCUCGUGGGUUGCGCGUGGCUUUUGAGACUUUGCGGACUUACGGAAGAAUUUUCGACAUUGCGCUAUUCUAUCGUGGUCUCUCUCUCAUGUGCACUCGAGGCCCUGUCAGACCAGAAUGACAACUUGACUCUUCCGUUGUAUAUGUGGAGUUUACUCGCGACCGACUUCACAAAGAUUCCUCUCUACUCUACCAUCACCACCGACGGCACUGGAUAUUCUGUCCUCAACCUCCCUACUGAUGCAGCUCUAGAUUCGCUUCCAUCAUCUCUAUCUCUCGCAAAGCCUUUUUCUUUGCCACCAACGUUUCAAAUGCCCAUUCCACGUUUGCCCAAGGUGAGGCAGCGAAGUCCUCGACUGCCGCGACCAGCAACUGCCUCUAUGGCAGAGGGCACUCAAUCAUACCUACCCCCUGCGCCCCAGUUUUCUUCAAAGGAUGUAGAUGAUACUCGAGACACCGAUGCUUUAUCCAUGAAGUCAUUCGAAGUACGCCCUGCAGACUUGGCUCCAUCUGGUAGUCCUUAUGAAGCCACGGCAAGUACUCCUUGUGCUACCCGACCCGACAUCGAUGCAGCCGAGCACGAUUGGGCUACCUUCAUGACUGCGUACGCAUUGGGUCAGUGGCACCCUCAUCAAACACCUCGACAUCCGCGUUCAAUGAUGUCUACUCUUAUCAUGCGAGAGAGUUCUCCGCGAGACAAUUUUGCGUUGAGACAUGAUCCUGCACCGAUCAUCAUCGAAUCACGGCAGCCUUCGCCUCCUGUAUCGCCUACUUACCACACUUUUAUUUCUUCCUCGGUUUCCAAUUGCAGUAGCAAUGAGACAGAGUUCAAGCCCGCUGCAGAGAAAGCGGUGAUGGUCUCUGAUUUUCCCUCAUUCAUCUAUCCUGACCAACUAUUGUCAAAGAUUACACCAAAGUCAUCGUCGCUUAGUGGCCGCAGGUUCCGCAAAUCAUUCACAGAUCUGCGACACGCAACAGGAGGGCAGCCAAUGCAUCUCCCUUUAGAUGGGACACAAAGUUUUAGCAUUAGUCCGGAGGCAACUGCUGCGGCUGCAACCAUGCGAUGGGCAGCAGCACGCGUUAAUUUGUCUCCUCUUGCGUUGCCCUCUCCUGAGCAUGAGCUAACAGAUCCAAUGCGAGGUGUACAUGCAGCGAUACCAGGAUCACAUCCGGCUACCAGUAGUCCCCCUGCCCAUCCGACAACGCCCGGCAUGUCUCGCAUCCGCGCAGGCAGCUUCUGGGAGGGCACACAAGAUGUGGAAGAUGAAUCAACGGUGCCUACCCUACCCGGAUCAUUACCCAGAACACCCCUGCGCAACAUAGCUGAGGGAGAGUUAUAUGUGUCUCUUCCCCCGCCAGCAUCUGUUCCGUUGCAGCGUAAUUAUUCACCUGAGCCGACAGAGGAAGGCGAUUACUUCACCGCAGUCAGUACAUCCGCUUCAGAGCCAUUUCCCAUGACCCCCGACCCCGCUCAACUUUGGCAGGAGUACGUAACCCACAGACGUGAGUCUGGGCCUAUGGAACUCAACGUUUGUACGGCACCACCCCUUCCACGAAGGAUUUGUUUAACAAGGCAAACAUCUUCGCCCCUACCCGACAGUAACGGCAGAGAUCGUGGCUUACCAGGCGGAAGAUCAGUAUGCGACUCCGUCAAUAGCUUUCGUGCUGGUCGGUCUGCGAAGGAGGAGCGGAUGUUCCUAGAUCUUGGCUAUUUAGCGCCACCGAACCCUCCGGACGAGCUCGAGCGAAGGCGCGCUCUAUACAAGUUUAACCUCUGGAACACCGGCCCCGACAUCAACUUUGAUCGCAUUGCACAUCUGGUCAAACUUGUGUUCAACACGAAAUGCGUUUACAUAUCCCUCAUUGAUGGCACAGAGCAAUGGUUCAAAUCACAGUGUAUGAACUUCAGUCUUACUGUCUGCAGGGGUGAUGAACCAACUGUUAUCCUGGACACGAAGUUAGAUUGGCGGUUUGCUAAGAAUCCUCUGGUUACCGGAUUUCCAAACGUUCGCUUUUAUGCUGCGGCUCCUUUGAGAACCUCCGAUGGAUUCAACAUUGGCAGUCUUUCUUUGAUCGACGAUUCACCCCGGCAGGAUUUCGCCCCGCGUCAACGACACACUCUGAAGGAAUUUGCGGCUGUUGUGAUGCGUGAGAUGGAAUUGUGGCGUGAUAAAAUGGAGCAAUUUAGUCGAGAGUGCCUUGAGAUCGACCAGAAUGAUGCAAAUAUGGAUGACGACCCUUACGCUAACGCAUCCAUGGACAGAGUGUAUGAUCGUGCAGCCAGACUUGUGAAGCGCACUCUAGAUGUCGAGGAGGUGGUGGUAAUGGAUGUUUCACACUGCGAAGUACUGGAGACUCUCAGUGCCGAAGCAACGAUAUCUGUUGUCAUGCAUCGCGGGGAUCCACAACCCCGAUCAACAUCUCGCACACUGACGGCUGAUGAAUACCACAAGCUAAACGUGUUCUUUGAUCAAUACCCUGACGGCAAAAUAUCUGAAGGCAUUUUACCAGUCUGCUUCCGUCCCUUCAUCCCAACGCACAUACAGUAUGCACUCACUGUUCCUGUUUUCAAUAUCGACAAAAGGCCGUUUGCCUUGAUUUGUGCUUACAAUGCCACUGAUUCAUCGCGGCGAUUUCUCGAGGGACAUGAACUCUCUUAUCUUCGUGCUAUAGGUGUCAUCAUUCUCUCUGCUGUCCUCAAGAGGAGGAUGAUGCUAGCCGACCAAGCAAAGAGUUUAUUUAUAUCCAACAUAUCUCACGAGCUCCGUACUCCUUUGCAUGGGAUUCUCGCUGCGGCUGAAUUACUUUCCGAUACAUCGUUAAGCCAUAGCCAGACUUCAUUCCUGCACACCGUCCAGGCGUGCGGGACAUCACUCGUUGAAACGGUGAACCACGUUCUCGACUUUACGAAACUUAGCGGCAAUAUGAAAUCAGGUGGCGUGGACAAUGUCAUUACGAGAAGCAUUGUGGAUCUCGAGCAACUUGUUGAAGAGGCAAUUGACGGAUCGUGGAUUGGAUAUUGUGCUCGUACAUCUUCCAUCCGCGAGUCGGAAAUCGGGAGUGUUUAUGCUCCAGCAAUGGAACAGCGAUCCUCGAGUGUCAUGGCUGCUCCAGCCUCUUCGAAGCAUGUGGAGAUUAUUGUCGAUAUCGACCGACGAGAAGGCGGAUGGAUUCUGAAGUGCGAUAAAGGUGGUAUUCGAAGGGUGUUGAUGAAUCUUUUUGGAAACAGCCUGAAGUUCACGACCGUAAGUAUGACUCAAUGCUUCUUGCGAGAUGGUUACGUUCACGUAUCUUUACGCCAAGUAUCUGCGCCAAAUGAAGAGCCUAGCAUGGUGGAGUUAUGUGUCAGUGAUACGGGAAAGGGAAUCAGCCAAAAUUUUCUGAAGAAUCACUUGUUCCAUCCCUUUUCUCAAGAGAACCCUCUACAAGCUGGGACAGGUUUAGGCCUUGCGAUUGUCAACAGCAUCGUCCAGUCUCCGAGCGUGGGCGGAAAAGUGGAAGUAUCCAGCGAAGAAAACGUUGGUACUGAUAUCAAGAUCACCUUCCAAGCAGAAUCUUUGGAAGAUGGCGCAAGUGCUCUUCAAACUCCUUUCAUGUUUGAUAGUGCUAUCCCCACCGUCACCUUCCUCGGGUUCAAGCAGAAGAGCAAAGGUGUUCAGAUGCUCAGUGAUGUACUUCGCAAGUACCUUCAGGACUGGUGGGGAUUCAGAGUGCAGACUGACGGAGGUGAGUUGAGCGACAUCGUGAUUAUAAACGAAGACUCGUCACCUGUUGUUACCGCUCUUGAGAAAAUGGACUACCGUCGGUCGUUCAUCAUCUUGUCUUCAAGUAGAGGUAGUCCGAGGGCCAUGGGGAUUUGCAGUUCUUACGAGAGCCUUGGUGGUUUCUGUCGCAUUGUUCACAAACCAGGAGGGCCUUUCCGAUUGCGCGCUGCGCUGAAACAGCUACUUCGAGCCAGGCAAAGACGUCAACAACGUCUACCAAGCUUUGCCAGCUCAGUGACCGGGAUCUCAGAUGAUAGCAUCUCUCUGCACUCCUGCAUACUUACAGACGACUUAACGAAUCCAGACCGGCAUCGCCGAACGAGCAUUGAUUGGGGUUCACACAGUCGCUCAGCUCUCGCAUUUCCUAACUCCCCACCUGAAAUGCCUGCAUCGCCGGAUGUCGAGGAAGCGUCAUCUUCUCCGGAGAACACUGAGUCUGACAGCACAUCCUCGAGCAUGUCGAGUUCAACAGUAACCAUCGGUACGGAUGGAAUACUCUUGGAGUCGUCAAUCCGGACACUGGAUUUGAAUCGCCCUCGUCCGAAAAUUUUGGUGGUUGAAGACAACAACAUUUUGCGAAGCUUACUUAUUAAGUGGUUGAUGAAGAAGGGAUUUGAAUAUCGCGAGGCAGUCGAUGGUCGACAAGGAGUCGAAACAUUUGAAUCUGAAGGACCCUUUGACGUCGUUCUUCUUGAUCUGUCCAUGCCUAUCCUCGAUGGGCUAGGUGCCACCGUCGAGAUUCGCCAGCUUGAAAAAGCUCGAGAAAGUCGGCAGCCGAGCGUCAUCCUAGCUUUAACUGGGAUGUCAUCCCUCGAAGACAAACGCAGGGCGUUCGAGGCUGGCAUGAGCGGAUACCUUGUCAAGCCCGUAGCAUUCAAAACGCUCGAAGAGAUGUUCCGCAAGAUAGGGCUCUCGUGA